CACUUGUAAAAUUGAAGAUCCUUGCGGCUUGCGGUGCUUUAUAAAAAGGCAAAGUACUCAUAGGUAGUACCCGAUAUUUUAUUUUAACAUAUUUAAGUCUAAUUUUAAUUAACAUUUCAAAAGGCCUUCAACCAAUAUCGGCCGAUAAUGCGCCUAUAUCGUCGAAUAUGUGGUUAUGCCACCGCUGCGGUCAAACAAGAAGCGCAUUAUCAAGUACCAACGGCUGCACGUUCCACCAAAACUAAUCCAAUUGAUCACGAUCAAAAUGACUCCUCUAAGUUUUAUACAAUCGAAUCCAAAGUGGUCAAUAACUUGUUUCAAACUGGAGGUCUUCCAAAACCUUUUGUUGAGAUGACUAAAGUAUUUGCGGAAACUUCUCUAAUGAUCAGAAAACCAGCAUUGGAAGUGAUCAACAACCUAAAAUUGGCUAAUUAUGAAAAACCAGCAGUCCGCUAUUUAUUAUAUGGCCAAACCGGAAGCGGAAAAUCUCUUAGCCUUGCACAUAUUCUUCACUAUGCUCAUAAUUCAAAAUUCAUAUUGUUUCAUAUUCCCUAUGUACCAAUUUGGCUUAAAUAUGGACGUAAAGAAGUUACCUGGUCUUCAACAAAAGAAGGGUUUGCUAACAUGCCGCUAAUAGCAGCACAAUGGCUAAAACAUUUCUUACAUCAAAAUAAAGACCUAUUAAAUGAUCUAAACCUCACAACCAGUCAAGAAUAUGUAUGGAGUAUACGAGAGUCCACACCAAAUGGAAGCACAUUGCAAGACUUAAUCACUCAUGGAAUCAAUCGAGCUAAAUAUGCAUGCGAUGUUAUGGAUAUUCUAUUAAAUGAAUUGAAAAUGCAUUGUACAAAUAACAAGUGUAAAAUGUUGGUGGCAAUAGAUGGUUUCAAUGCCUUCUUCAAUGAAAAGACUGACCUAAAAACAGAAGAUCGAGUCAAAGUCACUCCACAACAAACUACAAUGGUCCAGGCAGGAUUAUCGGCUGUAAAAAGCGAUUGGAACAAUGGUGCAAUUGUUAUGGUUACAUCUCCUAGAGCUGCAUUAAACACUAAAAGAGAGUCUCACCUACCGUUAUACCUCAUUGGACGUCAAGGAUUUCAAAUAAUAGACCCGUUCAUACCAAUUUUGGUUCCUGAAUUAGACAAAAUUGAAUUCAACAACAUGCUAGAUUAUUACGAAGAAAAAAGAUGGCUACAGAAAACGGGAGGCAGAAAUGAAUUAGAGUUUCUUACUUCUAGGCUACCGGCUGAUAUAAUGUUUCGUUGCGCUCCGCUAUAAUAUUUCUUGUUUUUGGGUACUUCUUAUUUAGAGUAGAACUUUUGUAUUUAAAUAUAUGUUUGUCAGUGUUAUUAAAUAUACUUACA
Messenger RNA from Adelges cooleyi (spruce gall adelgid), 1364 nucleotides. It is a transcript of the gene mRpS29, whose product is annotated as 28S ribosomal protein S29, mitochondrial. Gene Ontology annotation, cellular component: mitochondrial small ribosomal subunit; mitochondrial ribosome. Gene Ontology annotation, molecular function: structural constituent of ribosome. The transcript has 8 exons. Lineage: Eukaryota; Metazoa; Arthropoda; Insecta; Hemiptera; Adelgidae. The coding region runs from base 148 to 1278 and encodes 376 amino acids. The record is from RefSeq and is a predicted model, not a curated record. Gene Ontology annotation, biological process: apoptotic process.